Messenger RNA from Chlorocebus sabaeus (green monkey), 1087 nucleotides. It is a transcript of the gene NFU1, whose product is annotated as NFU1 iron-sulfur cluster scaffold. The record is from RefSeq and is a predicted model, not a curated record. Gene Ontology annotation, molecular function: iron-sulfur cluster binding; iron ion binding. Gene Ontology annotation, cellular component: mitochondrion. Gene Ontology annotation, biological process: iron-sulfur cluster assembly. NCBI's taxonomy places the organism in Eukaryota, Metazoa, Chordata, Mammalia, Primates, Cercopithecidae.
UUCCCGGCCUGUCUUGGUCAGGGUACGCAGUAAGCUGCAAACCUCGGAGUGUAGGCCACCGCUCUUACCCGCAGCAGGGAGGCCCGCAGCCGGUAGGGUGGGCUCUUCCCAGUGCCCGCCCAGCUACCGGCCAGCCUGCGCCUGCGCAGAUCUUUUGUGGUGCUGUCAGGGAGACCCCUGCGCACUCCGGAGUAAGAUGGCGACCGCGGCCAGGCGGGCCUGGGGAACUGCGGCUGUUGCCGCGGGGCUGCGCGGGCGGUUCUGUCAUAUGUUGAAGAAUCCAUACACCAUUAAGAAACAGCCUCUGCAUCAAUUUGUACAAAGGCCACUUUUCCCACUACCUGCAGCCUUUUGUAACCCAGUGAGAUACAUGUUUAUUCAAACACAGGAUACUCCAAAUCCCAACAGCUUAAAGUUUAUACCAGGAAAACCAGUUCUUGAGACAAGGACCAUGGAUUUUCCCACCCCAGCUGCAGCAUUUCGCUCCCCUCUGGCUAGGCAGUUAUUUAGGAUUGAAGGAGUAAAAAGUGUCUUCUUUGGACCAGAUUUCAUCACUGUCACAAAGGAAAAUGAAGAUUUAGACUGGAAUUUACUGAAACCAGAUAUUUAUGCAACAAUCAUGGACUUCUUUGCAUCUGGCUUACCCCUAGUUACUGAGGAAACACCUUCAGGAGAAGCAGGAUCUGAAGAAGAUGAUGAAGUUGUGGCAAUGAUUAAGGAAUUGUUAGAUACUAGAAUACGGCCAACUGUGCAGGAAGAUGGAGGGGAUGUAAUCUACAAAGGCUUUGAAGAUGGCAUCGUACAGCUGAAACUCCAGGGUUCUUGUACUAGCUGUCCUAGUUCAAUCAUUACUCUGAAAAAUGGAAUUCAGAACAUGCUGCAGUUUUAUAUUCCAGAGGUAGAAGGCGUAGAACAGGUUAUGGAUGAUGAAUCAGAUGAAAAAGAAGCAAACUCACCUUAAAAUAAUCUGGAUUUUCUUUGGGCACAACAGUCAGACUUGUUGAUAAUAUGUAUCAAGUUUUUAUUAUUAAUAUGCUGAGGAACUUGAAGAUUAAUAAAAUAUGCUCUUCAGAGAAUGAUAUAUAAA